AUGGCAGAAGGAACGCGUUCGUAUGCUCAAAUAGUAGAUUCAAUGAAUCACUUACAGCAACAACAAGAACGUCAGCAAAAGCAGAUCGAAGAUGCGAUUUGUUUAUUGUUGAAGCAGCAAGAGGCGGCGAGAUUGGAAAGAGAAACACAAGACAAAAAAAUUCAAGAGGUUUUACAACAAAUCUCUAAGAUUUCUUGUCACGAUUCGAUUCUGAAGAUCCUGGAUGCUAGUGAGGCAGGAACCUUUCUUUCUUGGGAGGAAUUCAUCAAGGCUGUUCAGAUCCGUUUUGGAUCUACUCCGUAUGAUGAUCCUAUGGAGUCACUUACUCGACUCAAGCAGGUUAGUACAGUUAAUGAUUACAAAUCUGAGUUUGAGAUCUUUUCCAAUCGUAUUAGAGGCUUUUAUGAGAAAAACAAGUUGAGCUGUUUUUUGAGUGGCCUGCGAGAUGAGAUCAGAUUACCUGUUAGGAUGUUGAAUCCUUUAUCCUUGAAUGAUGCCUUUGGUUUAGCCAAAAUUCAGGAACAGUAUGUGGUGAGUAUAAGGAGACCUUGGAGAAAUUCACUUACUGAUUCGAGUAAGUUUAGUCCAGAGUCGAAUUUGUUAAAUUCUGGACAAACUCCUUCACUGUUAGGAGCACCACGAGUUUCUCCUUUACCUAGGCUUCCUUAUCAUAAGGUGUCUGAGUCUCAGAUGGUGGAAAGGCGUAGAAAAGGCCUUUGCUAUUUCUGUGAUGAUAAAUGGCAACCAGGUCAUAAAUGUGCAAGGCCAAAGUUAUUUUUACUAGAAGGUAUGGAAUUUGGUGAGUCAAGUGGUGAAGAAAAUGUUGAUGCUACUGGUGAGUUGGUUGUUGAACCUGUGGAAGUUGAAGCUGAGAUGGCUUCUAUUUCAUUACAGUCUAUGGUAGGUGGAGGAAGACCUAAGACCAUGAGACUUAUGGCUUGUAUUGGCAAGAAGAAGUUGAUAAUUUUAAUUGACACUGGUAGCACACAUAAUUUUGUGGACACUGUGGCUGCUGCUCGAUGUAAAUUACAUGUACAACUUGGCCAGACUAUUAGUGUUAAAGUGGCUAAUGGUUGGACAGUACCUCAGUCAAAUCUUAUUGAUGAUGAGGAGUCCUUUGAGACUUUUGGUUGUGGAAGUAAAGGCAUUUUCCUGCAGAUAGUGGCUUGUAGUUCCAUUGAACUUCCAUCAUUGCAGAAUGUACAAGUGCAGCAACUUCUGCAGCAGUAUAAGGAAGUUUUUAAUGAACCUACUGGAUUGCCACCCAAUAGGUCUCAUGACCACAAGAUCAAUUUGAAACAAGACAUUUCUGCUAUCAGUGUUAGACCUUAUAGAUAUCCUUUUUACCAAAAACCAGAAAUUGAAAAAAUUGUUAAGGAGCUCUUGAACUCUGGGGUUAUUAGGCCAAGUCAGUCACCCUUCUCAUCUCCUGUGUUGCUAGUCAGGAAGUCUGAUGGCACAUGGAGAAUGUGUAUUGACUAUAGGGCUUUAAAUGAAGCCACUAUUAAAGACAAAGCUGGUUAUCAUCAGAUACGUAUGAGAGAUGAGGAUAUUCCUAAGACUGCCUUCAGAACUCAUGAAGGGCAUUAUGAAUUUCUUAUAAUUCCCUUUGGUCUCACCAAUGCCCCUUCAACAUUUCAGGGCCUUAUGAAUGAAGUUUUCAAGCCAUUCCUUCGACAGUUUGUCAUUGUUUUCUUUGAUGACAUACUGGUUUACAGCAGUGACAUAUCUGCUACAAACUCUUUUAAUGCAUUGAAAGCUGCUGUCACUAGCCCUUCUGUUCUUGCCUUGCCUGACUUCACCAAAGCAUUUGUUAUUGAGUGUGAUGCUUGUGCAACUAACAUAGGAGCAGUUCUGAUGCAAGACCAAAGGCCCUUAGCUUUUUUCAGUCAAGCCUUGAAAGGGAAAAACUUAAUUCUUUCCACUUAUGAGAAAGAACUUCUAGCCUUAGUGCUAGCUGUUAAGAAAUGGAGGCCAUAUCUUUUAGGAAGUGCUUUUGUGAUCAAAACUGAUCACCAUAGCCUUAAAUAUUUGCUUGAGCAGAAGAUUGGCACUAUUGCUCAGCAAAGAUGGCUUUCUAAGCUUCUUGGUUAUGAAUUUUCUAUUGAGUAUAAGCAAGGGGUGGAGAACAAGGUGGCUGAUGCCUUGUCUCGAAAGGAUCAGGUGGAUGAGUUUGGAGAGUUGGCAGCAUUGUCAUUUCCCACACCAACAUGGCUCUCAGAAUUGAAAGAAGCUUAUGCUACAGAUCAGGACACAUAG
Juglans regia (Persian walnut) is the source of this 2259-nucleotide messenger RNA. RefSeq lists its product as uncharacterized. The record is from RefSeq and is a predicted model, not a curated record. NCBI's taxonomy places the organism in Eukaryota, Viridiplantae, Streptophyta, Magnoliopsida, Fagales, Juglandaceae. The coding region runs from base 1 to 2259 and encodes 752 amino acids. The transcript has 5 exons.